Molecule: messenger RNA, 873 nt
Organism: Racocetra persica
Lineage: Eukaryota; Fungi; Glomeromycota; Glomeromycetes; Diversisporales; Gigasporaceae
Source: the annotation of a GenBank genome assembly
AUGUCCGUUCUCCGUGAACUUGGUAAAACUGGCGUUAAAAUUCCAGUAGUUGGAUUUGGAUGUAUGGGAAUGAGUGAGUUUUACGGAUCAUCCGAUGAAGCAGAAAAUUUAAAAGUAUUAAAUCGUGCGAUUGAUUUAGGAUGCGUUUUUUGGGACACUGCAGAUAUGUAUGGUUGUGGAAACAACGAAACAUUACUUUCAAAGAUUCUAAAAAAUCGACGUAAUGAAGUUUUUCUUUGUACAAAAUUUGGUAAUGUUCGCGGAGAAAAUGGAGAGUUCUUAGGUGUAAAUGGGAAGCCAGAAUAUGUUCACUUACAAAGAUUAGGUGUUGAUUGUAUCGAUCUUUAUUAUCAACAUCGUGUCGACCCUACUGUUCCAAUCGAAGAUACAGUUAAGGCUAUGGCUGAACUUGUUGAAAAGGGUAAAGUUAAAUAUAUUGGACUUUCCGAAUGUUCAGCUAAUACGCUUCGACGCGCUCAUAAAGUUCACCCAAUCGCUGCCAUUGAAUACAGUCCAUGGACUCUUGAUAUUGAAACAAAUGGGCUUAAAAAAGCUUGUGAAGAACUUGGCGUUACAAUUGUCGCGUAUAGCCCAUUAGGACGUGGUAUUUUAUCGGGAAGAUAUAAAUCCAUAGAUGAUUUUGAACCUAACGAUUUUCGUAGACACAAUCCUCGUUAUAUGGGUGAUAACUUUGCUAAAAAUUUAGAACUCGUAAAAGAAAUUGAAAAGAUAGCCGAAAAAAAAGGUGUUACUGCUAAGGAAAAUGUUCAUGCUGAACAUGUUAAGUUAACUGCUGAAGAAUUAGCCGAAAUUCGGAAAAUUAUUGAUUCUAUUGAGGUUGCCGGGACUCGGUAUCAUGAAUCCGCAUUAAAG